Messenger RNA from Vitis vinifera (wine grape), 1284 nucleotides. RefSeq names its product protein CURVATURE THYLAKOID 1A, chloroplastic. Gene Ontology annotation, cellular component: chloroplast thylakoid membrane; thylakoid. Lineage: Eukaryota; Viridiplantae; Streptophyta; Magnoliopsida; Vitales; Vitaceae. The transcript has 4 exons. Bases 98 to 616 code for a protein of 172 amino acids. The record is from RefSeq and is a predicted model, not a curated record.
AAUGACAGAGAGGUCAACCACGUAAGGAGGAGUGGAGGACAGAGGGUUUUAGAGAGAGGAAGUAGAGAGAGAAAGAGAGAGAGAGAGAGGCAUUGCCAUGGCUACAGCUUACACAGCAGGAGCGUCUUCCAUGGUUGCAGCCAUAUCAAGGCCACGCCUCCCGUCGACGUCGUUUCAUCCCCGCUCUUCUCUGCCUAAUCUUCCACCUCGCCCCUCUUCUCUUUCUCUCAAGCUUUUCUCAGAUUCCAACAGGUUUUCUUCGCUCCAGAUCAAAGCCUCUUCAGAUGAAUCUGGUCCAGUUGAUGCAGGAGAGUUAUUCUCGGAUUUGAUGGAAAGGUGGGAUGCACUCGAAAACAAAUCCACAGUUUUUAUCUAUGGAGGUGGGGCAAUAGUUGCAGUUUGGCUGUCUUCCAUCAUUGUUAGUGCUAUCAAUUCGGUCCCUUUGCUUCCAAAAGUCAUGGAGUUGGUGGGACUUGGAUAUACUGGAUGGUUUGUCUACCGAUACCUUCUCUUUAAGGUAAAAUCAGAAAAACCUCUCUAUGAAUUGACAUGUCUGAUAUUGAAAUUAGCAUCUCCAGUGACUAUAUUAUGCCACGAAUGUGACUCCAUAAUCUAAAUCAAAUAUGUCGUCUAAGAAACAAUUGGAUUGUAAGCAUGAUAUUAAACUAUCUCUGACUUCUUAGGAGGUCCAAGUUAUAUGAGUGUGCUUCUUUAAGCAUGUUUAACCUCAAUUUGUGGCAUUAUUUUCAAUAAUUCACAAAUCAUUACAAAAUUGCUGCAACUUAUCUUCUAAUUAUUCGUGACAGAUCCAUAGUGGCAGGCACUGUGAAUGCUUCUUCCAUGCUAUUUAAACUUUAGUAAAUUUUAAUUACUUUCUUAUCCCAAAAAAAAGGAAAAAAUUCCUAAUAUUGCAAGUCAUACUUGUUCUUAAUACUUCAUGGAUUUAUGUGUUCAAUUUCCUUUUAAUAUUGUUUUGACAUAAUCUAUGGUCUUAUAAUGCAAACUACAUGUUGCUAACAAUUGUGAUUAUUUUCCCAGUCAAGCCGAAAGGAACUGGCCACAGAUAUUGAAGCAUUGAAGAAAAAGAUUUCAGGAAGUGAAUAGCCUCACCAAUUGCAAGGCAAUAGUAUGUUUUGCAUUUUGUAUGAUCCUUGAUCCUAAAAGAUAUGGAUAUUCUAAUGUUCUUCAUAAGAGACACUUGGAUCCUGUACUAUAUUCUUGUGUAGUGGUCGAUGUAUCAACCAGAUUGUUUUUGAAAAUAUAAUUAGCAAUUCUCUUCACAAA